Molecule: messenger RNA, 3264 nt
Organism: Podarcis lilfordi (Lilford's wall lizard)
Lineage: Eukaryota; Metazoa; Chordata; Lepidosauria; Squamata; Lacertidae
Source: the annotation of a GenBank genome assembly
AUGACGAAUGAAGACCGAUCUGUGCUCAAGUCGCAUACAUGGCGUGUUGAUACAACUGUGUGUGUGUGCAUGUGGGUGCAUGAUUUUUGCACGUGCAAUCAUGCAUGCACACGCACACGCUCACACACACAUAUGGUGUGCAUUUGUACAGAGAGACGGCUGCAGUUUCUCCAAGGUACUGAAUCUCUUCCAAAAAAGACAGAAGCUGCUUUCAUUAUGUAUACCCAAAGCAAAUAAAGCCACCUAGUGUCAUUUAAGAGAGGAAGAGAUUGUUGAAUUAUGCUAAUUGGUAUGUUUCAAGACUGUUGGUGCUGGACCAAUUCUUUCCCUCUUGUUUUAUGCCUGUCUUGAGCGUCUCUUCCUGCUAGGACAUGCCUUGUCUUUUAUGCUUAGGUUUGGAUCAGAAGUUAAUUCCCCAUUUUGUGUUUCCUUCAUGAUUUUGUAAUAGGAACUCUGAAUGUAUUUAUAGCUAUUUAUUUCUAGAUUGUCACUAUCUUGGAAUCAAAUCAGAACUGUUUAUUGGCAGUAAGGAUCAUUUCCCCCUCUAUUGAGUGAAAAAUACAAACACAACUUUUAUCUGUCUGCUGCAAAAGGAUCUGUCUUAUUGGAGUUUUCUACAUUGGAAAAUCAAGUGUUUCUUCAUUAUAAUUGGCAAAAUAAAAAAAUGCUUAUAAGUCAUAAGCAUCAGGAGUAAAGGCAUUACUGAAACCUUGUCAGUUCUGUCCUUAAGCAUAAAUUACCAUAAAAGCAAAGCGCCCAAAAAGAGCCAAAGCGGCUGCUUUCUGGAAAGGUUGCCUUUUCCAACAGUUUCGUUCGGAAGCUAUGCAGAAGUUCAGGAGUUUUGCACCAAGCGCAUGAUCACAUAAAGCUGGCACUCCAUAGAAAUUUCUUAAAGCUGUUUUCAGUUGAGGAAGGUGAAUUGUAUCUUGGAUAUAACUAUCACAGUGCUUAGUAGCUCAGCAGCAAAUAUUCCAGGACCCCAAGCAAGCUUAGAGUUUGGGUUUGGCUUUCUGUUUGAGAGCUAAUGGACUUUUGUUUGUUUGGUCAAAAGGCGCGGAGGUCUGAUGAGCUCACCCUCUUUUUGAAUGAGGCAGGCAUGCCACUGGCUUGUGCGGGGGGAGGCACUUAAAGUGCAAUAGAAGCUUGCUGCAUUUUCAUCUGGAGCCUCACCUUUCCAGGACUAUGGUGCUUCUUCAUCACCCCACCAGAUGAUUAGCUUUGUAAAUAUAUAAAUACUGUUUUUAAGAGACUUGCUCCUCUAGGCUUGUUGCUCAUAAAAUAAUCCAAGGGCUGGCUUUUCCCAUGCAAGAGUCUGCUCCCACCAAUACAAAGGAGAGCCCCAAUACCUGCCCCAAACAGCAAGUUACACAAUGCAUCAGUUGUGUGGGUUUGGUUGGGGGGGGGGGGCGGUUCAUAAUAAACGAAGAGGGGGAACUUUGUAGCGAAUGUAAAACUUAGUUUACUUCUGCAGUUUCUAAACUGUAUUAAGAAAAUUUAAAUAAAUUUGCUCAGAAAAUACUCCUUGUCUGUUGUGUUCGGCUCUGGUGAAGAAGGGCAGAAUUAGAAGCAGUGGAGGGCGUAGAACUGGUUCAGAGGGAGGAGCAGGCAGAGCCUUCAGUCUGGAAGGUCGCUUUGCCUGAAGCCUCACAGAAUGGCCAUUUUAUCAGCCAAAGAGUAGCAGCCGAUAGUCCUUUAGGAAUUGCCCUCAUCUGAUGCUCAAAGAAGGCAAUAUCCACAAGGUUAGAGUCCCUCCCACCCCACCCCAAUUAUGCCACCAAGGCCCUGGGACAGGCAAAACUGAGUAUGCAGCUGCUCAAUUAUGGGAAGAUGUUCCUGUGAUUGUGAAAUUUGGCCAUCUUAACUUUGCUAUCCAUUAGUGUUUAUGGCCGGGGCUGGGGGGUUAUGUCACUUUAUCAUAUAUGAAUACAUUUUUUGGCCUCUUUCUGAGAUUUGGUUCCCCUCUCCCUUCUUCUCUGAUUCUUUUCAUCCUCUAUUGUAGUGAGUGUGGCUCAGUAGUCAGUCUGCGUUGCCUCUUAUUUGGGAUCAAAAGAGACAGAGGCCACUUAGCAGGUGAAGGGAGCAGGAAAGAGACUGUGCACCAAAGAAGGCAAAGAUUGCAAGCCUGCAAGACUUUAUUGUAUGUGAGCUGCUCUGGGAGCUUUUUGCCUGAAUAAUAGGUACAAAUGCUCUAAAUAAAUUAAUAAUGGUGGUGAUGAAAUAAUAGAAGAAGCUGCCUUGGGAUGAGCACCAGAUCCACAAUGGCAUCCUGAUCUUAGUUGGUUGUGCAUCCUUUGAUGGAGUCCCUUCAGGAAAGGGCUUGUGUGCCAUUUUGAGCCGGAUUCCCUGUCAUAUGAGGGACCCAUGAAGGUGCCAUUUUGGUGCUCAGUUCCAGAGAACGCUUUGCCAGGCAGCGCAUCCCAGUGGAUCUGCAGCCUCUCUGGUGAUUGAGCUCAAGCAGCCCAGUCGUCCCAAAGGCAUCCUGGCUGCCUGCUGGGCCGAGGGUGAGGAAAGCAAUGCUUGCCGUCUCGAGCAAUGCAGCUUUGUCCUUUUUAAUAUGUCCAAGUGACAAAGUUGAAAGGUGGGCCUGGGGCGCCAAUGAGUUUGAAGUUCUUAUGAUCUGCCCAUUAAGUGUUAGCCUUCACCAUCAUGUUCAUUGUCCCCACAAAGUGAGAGUGUAGGAAGUGCUCUGCAGUGUCUCCUUCCUGGGCCUGGAGGUGAUUUAACACUCUUAUUUAUUGAUUCUCUUGAUUAAACUCUAAUUUUAUCUCCUAUAAGUGUGGAAGAUUUACAUGAAGUAUGUUCCAUGAAGCCUGUGGCACAUUAGAAUAAUUGAGUUCAUUCUCUCUAGAGUCCUCAUCUGCACUUGGAAUGCAUUAUUUUUAUUUUAUGUAUCCUACUUAGUUUUUUCAGGCUUUGGUUUGCUAGGCCACGAUUAUUUCUAAAGUAUCUUGUGUUCCAGGUAUCAUUCAUCUGUAUUGCUUUCUGCUUAACAACAACAACAAAAAUCCACUCCAGAACAGACAUCACCCCACCCCUAAAGAAGAGUCAAGCAAUAGAGGAACUUCAAAUUACUGCAAUCUAUUAACUACAAAUUCUAAAGAUACUAAAUUCUGUCAGCUGCGACUUGAACCAAGACAAAGGACAAGUGUUAAAUGGCUUACCAAUGCCAAUAUAUUUGUGUUAUUGCCAGCUCUGUUGCCAACUGCCACUGUUAAUAGCAUGUUUGUCACUGUCCAUGCCAGUUGGUUGGGGAUCACCAUCUGA